Odobenus rosmarus divergens (Pacific walrus) is the source of this 822-nucleotide messenger RNA. RefSeq names its product centromere protein K (gene CENPK). NCBI's taxonomy places the organism in Eukaryota, Metazoa, Chordata, Mammalia, Carnivora, Odobenidae. The record is from RefSeq and is a predicted model, not a curated record. Gene Ontology annotation, biological process: mitotic sister chromatid segregation; kinetochore assembly. The transcript has 9 exons. Gene Ontology annotation, cellular component: nucleus. Bases 1 to 822 code for a protein of 273 amino acids.
AUGUCAGUGAAUCAGCAAGAUCUAGAUCCAGACAGUACUACAGAUAUGGAAGAUGUUACAAAUGCUGAAGAAGAACUUAUUAAAGAAUGUGAAGAAAUGUGGAAAGAUAUGGAAGAAUGUCAGAAAAAAUUAUCACUUGUUGGAACUGAGACACUCACUGAUUCAAAUGCUCAGCUGUCAUUAUUAAUUAUGCAAGCGAAAUGUUUGACUGCUGAACUCAAUCAAUGGCAGAAAGAAAGUCCUGGAAUAAUUCCACUGAAUGAAGAAGUUCUUGUAACAUUAGGAAAGGAAGAGUUCCAAAAAUUGAGACAUGAUCUUGAAUUGGUACUCUCUACUAUGCAGUCAAAGAAUGAAAAGCUAAAGGAAGACUUGGAAAGGGAGCAACAGUGGUUGGAUGAACAACAACAGAUACUGGAAUCUCUUAAUGUACUACACAAUGAAUUGAAACAUCAGGUUGUGACAUUUUCUGAAUCAAGAAUCUUUGAUGAGCUGAAAACUAAAAUGCAUGAUAUAAAAGAAUAUAAGGAGAAACUCUUGAUUACCUUGGGUGAGUUUCUGGAAGAUCAUUUUCCUCUGCCUGAUAGAAAUGUGAAAAAGAAAAAGAAAAAGAAAAACUUUCAAGAAUCAACUGCACAGCUGAUAACACUGCAUGAAAUGUUAGAGAUUCUUUUAAAUAGAUUAUUUGAUGUUCCACAUGAUCCAUAUGUCAAAAUUAGUGAUUCUUUUUGGCCACCUUAUAUUGAGCUGCUCCUUCGUAAUGGAAUUGCCUUGAGACAUCCAGAAGAUCCGACCCGAAUAAGAUUAGAAGCCUUCCAUCAGUAA